Molecule: messenger RNA, 1246 nt
Organism: Dichomitus squalens LYAD-421 SS1
Lineage: Eukaryota; Fungi; Basidiomycota; Agaricomycetes; Polyporales; Polyporaceae
Product: thioredoxin-like protein
Exons: 5
Coding region: 238-975 (245 amino acids)
Molecular function (GO): oxidoreductase activity
Source: RefSeq, a predicted model, not a curated record
UCCACCUCAUAUAUACGCCCCAGCGCUCGCUCUGCAUCCCCGCGAGCACCUCAUUACCUUCGAUCCCGGAUAGCUUGAUUCCGACUCUUCUUUCCGUCCACACUCUAUUCUAACAGUUGCUGCGCAUCCCACCUCGCACGCACGAGCCUAGGGGGCAUUCACAAUCGACACGCACAACUAGCCUGACCUCGGAGAAGCUCAGUGACCCGGAUUGCGAAGGGCGCACACUAUCGCAACAUGCACCAGCCAGGCGUCGUCCAGCUUGUAGUGAUCUCGGACAUCGUGUGUCCAUGGUGCUACAUCGGGCUGGCCGAGCUGCAGAAGGCCAUCAAGGAGACUGCCUCUGAGCUCCAGCUCACCAUCAAGGUCGAGCACCGCCCCUUCCUCUUGCAUCCCUCGAUGGAGGAGGACAAGGUUCUCGACAAGGCGGAAUGGUACUUGGAGAAGUUCGGGGCGGAUAAGCUCGAGCACGUCAAGUCUAUGGUUCAGGGCCGCGCGAAGGAGGUUGGCAUCGAAAUCAAUUUCCAAGGUGUUAUGACGCAGACCAUCCGCGCCCACCGCCUGAGCCGCAAGGCGUACGUCCUUGGUGGGCAGGAGCUGCAGGAGAAGUUCUUGGACAGGAUAUUUAAGGCGUACUUCUCUGAGGGCAAGGACAUCAGCGAUCUCAAUAUCCUCGGAGAUCUUGCGGAAGAGGCUGGCAUAACGUCCAAGAGUGAGGCUAUCGAAUUUUUGACGUCCGACGAAUAUCAGGAGGAAGUCGAGACUAUGGCUGCGGAGGCGCGGAAGAAGGGUGUCACUGGUGUACCCUUCACGGUCAUCAAUGGUCGCUGGGCCGUUAGCGGUGGUCAGACGUCCGAGGUCUUCGGUCAGAUCUUCCGCAAGUUGGCCGGGAAAGGUCCCCUUCGUCCCAUCCCCAACGCCCCGACCUGCGAUAAUAGCGGAUGCCCGAUAGCCGCUGCUUCUGUCAAGUCAUGAUUGGCCUUCCAUCUCAUCUUCCCCUGGCCGCGAUUUCUUGCGGACGAAGAGUAUGCAUCCACCGUCCCCUCUACAUACUUCAUCUGAUAUCCCUACCGUCGCUCGUUUUGACUUCCUUGCUCUUGUCGUGCUGUUGUACUCUAUUGUUCCAUGCAGAUCCGGUGUGGAGUAACGGACCUGUUUCUAUGUUAUCGUAUGUUGUGUUGGACGUCGCUGUGCAUAGGCAGGUGGUGUUUCUCUACGCAAUUAUUGAGUUUAGGGUUCACUCAGG